Molecule: messenger RNA, 1872 nt
Organism: Lodderomyces oxycetoniae
Lineage: Eukaryota; Fungi; Ascomycota; Pichiomycetes; Serinales; Debaryomycetaceae
Exons: 1
Coding region: 1-1872 (623 amino acids)
Biological process (GO): endonucleolytic cleavage in ITS1 to separate SSU-rRNA from 5.8S rRNA and LSU-rRNA from tricistronic rRNA transcript (SSU-rRNA, 5.8S rRNA, LSU-rRNA)
Cellular component (GO): 90S preribosome; nucleolus
Source: RefSeq, a predicted model, not a curated record
AUGGCUAGAAAGAAGUCAGCGGCCAAGAAAGCAAGAGAAGCGGCACUCCAAAAUGAAAUCGGAUCAGUCACUACUAAGAACAAUAAUAGUACUGGUGUUUCCAAGGCCCAAAAAAGCUUUAUAAAUGAUGAAAGGAAACAAUUAAUCGAGUCAACUAAAUCCAAAUCGAAACAAGAACCAGAUAACUUAAACUCUAAUGACAAUGAUAAGGAAGAGGAAGAAGAGGGUGAGGAUGAAGAAGAGGAAGAAGAAGACGAGUAUGGUGACUUAAUUACAGAUGAGGUGGACUUGCAAAUUAAUAAAGUUCUUGAAACAAUUAAAACUGAUCCUGCAAAACUUUUAGAUCCUCAAGUUGAAUUUUUCAAAGAUCCCGAAACUUUGGAUGUGGCAUUGGUUAAAAAACGUAGUGAAAAGCCAAUGUAUUUGAAAGAUUAUCAUAGACAAAAUUUGUUAGAUGGAACGUAUAAAGAAUUUGAUGAGAGUGAAACUGUUGAUGGAGGAAAAUCAUUUGCUGUUGAGCAGAGGGAAGAGCGAAAUAAAUUAUUGGAUGAUAUUAAAAACGCCUUUAAUGGUGAAAACAACCAGGAGGGUGAAGGAGAUGAUGAUGACGAUGAUGAUGGAUUUGUCAAGAAGAAGAGCAUCACGGAUGUCGACAACCAAGAGAGUAAGAGUUUACGAAAUUUACCUGAUCCCGAAAAAGACCAACAAGCAUUUUUAUCAGCUUUUCUCGAUCAAAAAGCAUGGAUUCCUCAAAAGGGCGAUAAAGUUAUCAAUUUGGACAAGAUUGAUCAGGAAGAUGAUGAAGAAUUUGACGAUGCAGCUGAGAAAUUUGAGACUGCAUUUAAUUUUCGAUAUGAAGAUCCCAAUUCGACUGAAAUCAUUUCUUAUGCAAGAAAUCAAGCAACUUUGAGAAGAUCAAAAACCAAUGCACGAAAACGGAAUAGAGAUAAACUAAGUGAGGUGAAGCGCAAAGAAGAAGAAGAAAAAGAGAGGUUAUUGAAGAAGAAGAAAACCGCUAAAUUAAAUAAGGUCAUUGAUAGAUUGGUGCAGAUUAAGGAAGCAGUAGGUGCUGAUGUACCUGAUGAGGUUAUCGAGAAAGUUUUUGGUGACUCUUUGUUGAAUGAUGAUUUUGAUGAUACUGAUUGGGAUAAUAAAAUGGCACAGAUAUUUAAUGAGCAGUAUUAUGAUGCUGAAGUGGAAAAACCUACAUGGGAUGAUGAUAUAAUGGAGGAAGAGGAAGAGGAAGAGGAAGAUGGAGAGGAAAAGGAAGACGGAGAGGAAAAGGAGGUAGAAGAAGAAGAGAAUGAAGAAGACGGAGAGGAAAAGGAGGUAGAGUUGGAGGUAAACUUAGAAGACGAACUUAAUGAGGAACCACUGAAAAGGAAAUCAAAAAAGGAACAGUUGAAAGAAAAGAAAGCUGCCGAGAAACAAAGAGAAGCCCUCAAGAAUAAAGCACAAGAGAUUAUCGACAAGAACAUACUUCAACUAAAGGACGAAGUUGAAGAUGAAGUUAAAAAUCGUGGACGAACAAAAAAUAGAGACACAGAGGUAAAAUUCAAAUAUAGAGAGGUGUCACCUGAAACAUUUGGAUUAACAACACGAGAUAUCUUACUAGCCGAUGAUAAGCAAUUGAAUAGUUUUAUUGGAAUCAAGAAAUUCGCACCAUACAGACCAAAAGAAUUGAGAAUAAAGGAUAAGCGGAAAUAUACCAAGAAGAAACAUCUACAAGAGUGGAGAAAAGAAACGUUUGGAGGAAUACAGAUGCCUGAGGGGGCAAAAGAUGAUGAAAUUUGGAUUCCUGGAGAAGAAAUUCCGCUGGAGAAAAAUAAUAAGCAUAAGAAGAAGAAGCACCAUGGUAAAGCUAAAGUAUAA